AUGGACAAGCGAGAAUGCAUGCAUGCCAUGCUGAACUUUUGUCCUGAGGAUGACCUCUUCUCCAAUAUUACCGAGAGGGGUAGGUACGUCAGCAAUGAUGCUCCUGUCCAUCAGGCAUUUCUCCAGAUCUUGGAUAUCCCUCCCACUUGGGACAGUUGUCCUGAGGGUGAUCUCUUCUCCAAUAUUACCGAGAGGGGUCAGUACGUGAGUAAUGAUGCUCCUGCCCGUCAAGGUUUCCGGGAGAUCUUGGAUGCUCCCACCCUGGAACAAUGCCAUUGGGGAACAUGCCACAAAGAGCUACCGAAACAAAGGCCAUCCCAAGCGCCUCAAGAUACAACCUCCCAUCUCAUCAGAAAUGAGCUGUUUGAGUCUGAUAUCUCUCUGACCGCCACCUUCACCGGAAAUACAGAGCUUUAUGGAUCUGGAGUGCCGACUUUGCCCUUCGAUUUCAAUCAGGCUGUUUUCGACCCGCUGUUCUGGGAUCCUAACACUUUUGUUUUCGAUACUCACUCGGCCAAUGACAUGUCGACUCCCAUCCCUCUCUAUUUCGCAAACGAUGUACUUCAGUCACCACAAUGCAUCGACUCCCCUUUCAACAAUGGAGAGCAAGUGUAUGACUCAGCCCAUCCCCCAACGAAUCAACCGCAGUCCCAACGAUUUCACUGCGACGCGGAUGGCUGCACCAGGCAUUACAAGCGAAAGCACGAGCUGAAGCGCCACCAGAAAGAUCAUGCUGAGACCAAAGCCUAUCAAUGCCGCGUCCCAUUCUGCAACAGGUCUGGAGAGAAUGGAUUUGCUAGGAGUGAUCAUCUAAGGCAGCAUAUGAGGAAGGUCCAUGGGAUGAAGUUGAGAAGGAAUUAG
Mollisia scopiformis is the source of this 861-nucleotide messenger RNA. RefSeq lists its product as uncharacterized. The coding region runs from base 1 to 861 and encodes 286 amino acids. The record is from RefSeq and is a predicted model, not a curated record. Lineage: Eukaryota; Fungi; Ascomycota; Leotiomycetes; Helotiales; Mollisiaceae. The transcript is spliced from 5 exons.